GUGGGCAUGGUGGGGCUGGGCUGACGAUUGCACUAGAUGAUCUUUUCCAACCUUAAUAUGAUUCUAUGCAAGGAAUUCUGCAUGUAAGACUUGAUCUGGUUUCGCUUAGCUCUUACACCAGCUGUGUACUGUCACGGGGGAAAAGCUGUGACAUUUAGCGGUACGCAAAAACAUUCAUAGUGUGGAAAAACAUCAUAUUUUAUUUGUUGCUGCACUUCUAAGUCAGAAUAGGCAUGGCCCAACCCCGGCAACUCUGUGUCCCUGUCACAGCCUGUUGUGGGGAACCUGCUUCAGCAGGGCCCGGGCUGCGUGAUCGCCAGAGGUCCCCUCCAACCCUCUAAUUCUGUGUUCUGUGUUUAAAGCGAUGCUACAUAGAAUUUAAACGCCGUCCUACUUUUUACGCUUGCUGGAAGGAUGCUGCCCAACCCGAUUCUGCAGUGAUUUCCAGGAUUUGUGUGGGGCAAGAAAACGAGCCACGUCUGCCCAAGCAGCUCCUUCCUACUCUGUGAUUUCAACCCGAGCACCGCCUGAAAUAGCAUCAUACAGCCGCCUUUAGGCGCUAACGUUGCAGAACGCGAUUUAUCUAACAGCUCUCUCCCGGCGCCCGCCGACACUCGGCGCCGGCCGGCAACGGGAAGCUGACGGAGCCGCACCCGCAGCCCCGCCCGCGCACCGCACUGCUGCCGGGUCGGAGCCCAGCCCGCCUUCCGCUUCCCCUGCGGCCCGGAAGAGGCGUGUGGGCUCGCCAUGCAGGUCUCCAGCCUCAACGAGGUGAAGAUCUACAGCCUGAGCGCCGGCAGGAGCCUCCCGGAGUGGCUCUCAGACAGGAAGAAAAGAGCAUUACAGAAGAAAGAUGUGGAUAUCCGUAGAAGAAUUGAACUUAUUCAAGACUUUGAAAUGCCCACAGUUAGCACCAAGAUUAAGGUAUCAAGAGAUGGACAAUAUAUUAUGGCAGUUGGAACUUACAAACCGAGGAUCCGCUGUUACGAUACUUACCAGUUAUCCCAAAAGUUUGAAAGGUGCUUAGAUUCUGAAGUGGUUACAUUUGAGAUUUUAUCAGAUGAUUACUCAAAGAUUGUCUUCUUGCAGUGUGACAGAUAUGUGGAGUUUCAUUCACAGCAUGGACAUUACUACAGGACAAGAAUACCAAAAUUUGGUAGAGACUUCUCUUAUCACUAUCCAUCAUGUGACCUGUACUUUGUAGGAGCAAGUUCUGAAGUAUACAGGCUAAAUCUGGAACAAGGAAGGUUUCUGAACUCCCUGCAAACUGAUGCUUCAGAGAAUAAUGUUUGUGACAUCAAUCCUGUACACUACUUAUUUGCUACAGGGACAGCUGAGGGUAAAGUGGAAUGCUGGGAUCCUAGAACAAGAAAUCGAGUUGGGCUGCUGGAUUGUGCUUUAAGCAGUGUGACAGCAGACACAGAGGUGGAUUGUUUGCCAUCUAUUUCAGCGCUGAAAUUUGAUGGAGCUUUGAAUAUGGCUGUUGGAACAUCUACUGGGCAGGUUUUAUUGUAUGACCUUCGGUCUGCUAACCCACUGAUAGUCAAAGAUCACCAGUAUGGCCUGCCUAUUAAGUCAAUUCAGUUUCAGCAUCAGUUGGAUUUAAUAAUUUCUGCAGAUUCUAGAAUCAUAAAGAUGUGGAACAAAGAUACAGGGAAGAUAUUUACUUCAAUGGAGCCAGAAUAUGAUAUCAAUGAUGUCUGUCUUUAUCCAAAUUCUGGAAUGCUAAUGACUGCCAAUGAAGCCCCUAGAAUGAAUAUCUAUUAUAUGCCAGUUUUGGGACCUGCUCCUAAAUGGUGUUCUUUCUUGGACAACUUGACUGAAGAACUGGAAGAGAACCCAGAGAGCACAGUUUAUGAUGACUACAAAUUUGUAACCAGAAAAGACCUUGAAAAUUUAGGCCUUGCUCAUCUCAUUGGAUCAUCAUUGCUCAGAGCGUAUAUGCACGGCUUUUUCAUGGACAUAAGGCUUUACCAUAAGGCAAAAAUGAUGGCCAACCCCUUUGCUUACGAAGAAUACAGAAGAGAAAAAAUAAGACAGAAAAUAGAAGAAACACGUGCACAGAGAGUCCAGCUGAAGAAACUUCCCAAGGUCAAUAAAGAGCUCGCCCUCAAACUGAUUGAAGAAGAAGGAGAGGAACAACAGGCUACUAAAAAAAGGAAACAGAAGAAUCUGCCUAGCCUUCUCAAAGAUGAUCGUUUUAAGGUCAUGUUUGAGAAUCCUGAUUUCCAGGUAGAUGAGCAGAGUGAAGAAUUUAGGUUACUUAACCCACUUGUUUCUAAGAUAAGUGAGAAAAGAAAGAAGAAAUUAAAGCUCUUACAGGAGCAGGAAGCAAGAGAACAGGAAGAGGAGGAAGAACCAGAAGGAAAACCAAGUGAUGCAGAAAGUUCUGAGAGUUCAGAUGAUGAAAAAGGUUGGGUUGAAGAGGUCAGGAAACAGCGCAAGCUUCUGCGCCAAGAGGAAAAAGUAAAGCGGCAGGAAAGGUUCAAGGAGGAUCAGCAAACAUUACUAAAACCCCAGUUUUUUGAGAUUAAAGAAGGAGAAGAAUUCAGAAGCUUCAAAGACUCUGCCAAAAAACAAAAGUUAAUGAAGAAAACUCUCGGAGAUCGUUUAAAGCUUGAAGAAAAGCUUGGCACUCUCAAUGUAUCUGAUACGACAGUGGGCAGCAAACAGGCUACGUUCAAAUUAAAGAAGUCUGAGCACCAGAAGAAACAGCAGGAAGCUGAGAAACAACAUCGUCAAGAGAGGAAAGCUCUCAGGCGCUCUGCUGGUCAUCUCAAGAGCAAACAUGGAAGAGGACAACGGUUUCAUUGAUUUAUGUUAUCUUUUUAAGAAACUUUUUAAUGUGAAAAAGGGGCUUUGCAGUACCAGUGCAUUUGUAUUUUGUUUCAUUGAUGAACAGAAACCAGAACUUGCUAAACUCUGUCUUGUUAUUGAAAAGUUUAUGAAAGUGUAAGUAUUGUCCAAGGGAUGCGGUGCACAUGGUAUGUUAUAAACUCCAGAGUGAACUGUAUUUGUGCAGAAAUCACCAACAAGUGGUUAUUGUGUAACCCUAUAUGUUUUCUAUAUAAGAAUUUAUGUAUACAAUGAGGCUGACUGUCUUUAAUUUAAGAAAACUGUGGUUUUGCUUUCUGAAGUCUUUCUUUAUGACUUUUUUAGAUACACAAUCAGGAGAAAAUUAUUUUGUCUAAAAACUUUGCUUUACAAAAGCACAACAAUCUUUUUUUUUUAUGCUGCUUCUUGUAUGACGUAAUAACUGUGUUUUUCAGAAAUUGCCUUUGUCUUUUAUGUUUUGGGUUGCCUGUAUGUCUAAAAGGAGGUAAAAUGAUUGCCGUGAGAGCAACUGAGAAUGGCAAAUUGAGAUUUCAUUGAGUCAUUCAAUAAGGAGGAUUCUCUUUCCACACUCAUGUACAAAGGAGAAUUUGAGAAGGAUAUUUGGUGAGCACUGCAUUUAAUCAGAAAUGGUUUAAUAUGUUUUGGUAAGCAAGCCAUUAUUCAUGGUAGGUCAAAUAGUGUGCGUUUACAUACAGAGCUUAAUAUUAAGGCCACACAAGUAACCUCUAUUCCCCCAAAGUUAGUUUAGGUAACUAAGUUAUGAAACUAGAACAUAUAUGUUAAGAAUAUAUUUAUUUUCUAUGUCUUAUUUUUGAUUAUCAACAGAGUGCUUGUUGCUAAGCAGGGUAGAGCAUUUCUUCUUGAUACACUGUUUAAUUUUUUUUUUUAAUCUAGAAAACCCUUAAUUCAUGUAUGUCAUAGAAUCAUAGAAUUGUUCAGGUUGGAAAAGACCUUAAAGAUCAUCGAGUUCAACCAUGACCAAACCAUAAUACCCUAACAACCCUCCGCUAAAUCAUGUCUCUGAGCAAACUGGUGUCAUUCACUAGUUCAGUAAAUAUAUAUAUAUAUAUUUUUACCUUUGAUUCUAGGGGAGCUUUGUUAUUGCUUUUUACACAAUUUUUUAAGUUGUCUUUUCACUGUAUUCAAGAAACUGUGAACUUUGGAUCCAGCAAAAAUCAAUGAAUCUACACAUGACUAUAAAUCAUUGGUAGUUGUUAAGAGUUUUGCCUUAUAAACCAGAAAGGUUAUUAAUCCAUUCAGAUCUUCUGGAUAGUACUUAUCGUACUAUUGAACCAAAAAGCUAUGGGGAAAUCUUGCUUUCUUAAAGCCUGAUGCUUUUCUGAAUCAAGAUUGAUUGUCUUUUAGAUGUAGGAUAAUUCUCUCUGUUUUAAUUGUACCUGCUUUCAUUUCUUGCUUCUGGUUUUAAUUAUAUUGUUUCCUUUCAUUUAAAAAUGUUAUUUGCACAGUAUAGAUACAGUGAGGCAAACUAGAGAUAGAAAUAUGAGUAAUGGAUGCCAGCCAUUCUGGGGAGUAAUCCUAGAAAAUUAAUGGCCUCAGACAGUAUUUGUAAAUGAGAAUUGACUCAAGAGUCUGAAUAUUCAUGGCUGGCGUGUGUAGCUUCAUCAGUUGUGAUGUGCCUCUUCAGAAGGGAGACUACUGCAUUGUAAAUUCUUCUGCUUGUCUCUGCCUUGUUGAUGGUUCUUUGUUCAUUAUUUUCUUUGUUGUGCACUUGAUUGCUCAGGACUUAAAUGAGAUCAUAGUGGAAUAGGCAAUUAUGUAAUAUGCAGAAGAUGCAAAGUUCUGUGCAGUCUUCAUCUUAGCUACAAUUCAUGCUCACCAAUGGCUGAUGCAGAUUUUGAAAGACAAGUGAGAAUUAAUCAGAAACAGGUCUGUAGUUCUAAAGGAGGUGCAGUCCUGCAAUAAUCAGGAGCAGGGUUGAUGAGCUAAUGGUAAUGAAGUUCUACCAGCAGACCAAAUUGACAAGUCUGAAAGGCAAGUCAUGAAAAGGCAAGCUCUGAGGCAAGACCAAGGGCAAGCUAGCAGGUAAGGAUCAGGGAGUUACUUGGUGGGCAUGGGCAUACUUGCAACAUAGCUUAGAGGAGGACCAAGGGUGAUGCAGUUCCCAGUCAAAGCCUUUGGCAAAGCUUUCCAGAGCUUUUCCACACAGCUCUUCUCAUGGUAGUCCGGUACCCAAUUACUUGGCUGUACUCUACCAGAGCUGGCUUUAAGUACAGGCAAUGAAACCCUUGGCAAAGGAAGAGGUAGCAGAGCCUGUUCGUGUACUUAGAGAUCUGGCAUGAAGCAUGUUCAGAUUCUUGGGAUUGAUAAAAAGCAUUGAUAAAAGACUAGAUAGAAGGAGAAGAUUUGAGAGCUUCAACAGAGGCUGACAUAUUAAUGCAGCAUCAUUGCAACUAAUUAACUUCAUAACGUAGCCAAAAGAGGCAUUUAUUAGGGUGUCAUUUUCGUUACAUCAACGUUUAUUUAGCUAACCACACCACUUUCCAUACUACAGGAAUCAGUGUUGAUUCAGUAUGGCCAUUCCUAGAAGCUCAGCAGCUGCUGGAUAUUUUUUUAUAUUUAAGAUUCCUGCUCUGAGAUGAGUGACUGUAUGCUGUAGCCUUCUGGACUGUUUUGUAUAUAUAGAAUUUAGUGGUGAUAAUCAGUUAAAAAAAAAAAAAAAAAAAAGGCCACUGUGAGUAACUUCCCUUUUAGAGGUUAAAUGUGAGUGGAAUAGUGGAAUACUAGCGAGAGACCUGAAUCUGAUGUCGCCUAUACUUGAGCACUUCUUUAUUCCACAAGUAUUGUUGUUUACAUCAGGCUUUUAGUCAUUCAACUAACAAUGAACCAGAAUUACUUGUGUAAUUUUCUUUUAAAAAUGCUGUUAACAGACCAAGAAGCAGUUCCUGUGGCUGUAUAAUUGUCUGAAAUGGGGAGCAUCCUCCAGUUUACACACAGUGGGAGUACUGUACUCCUCAACUCUUUUUUAGUGUCAGAACAGAAGUGUGUAAAAUGUAUAUACGUGUUUUCAUAUAGUCUGUUUCUGGAGGUACAGACCUCCAAGGAGGUAUGAUUUGAAAUUGCUAAUUUCAGGAAUGAGUGGCAAAGGGGUACUGCUGGCCAGCAGAACUCCAUGCUUCACUCUAACCAUGUCCUCACCUAGCGGGUGAUGGGUGAUGUGAAGCACUCAGUCUCUAUUGUGUCUCUUGGCCCAGGAGGUUAUGAGGAUAUUUCAGAAGUGACUCGAUUCUCUCAGAGAUACCAUGACAUCACAGGACUUGCCUUCCUAGGCCCAAGAUGAUGUGUUGGACAGUGGCAUGAUUUAUCAGAUAUGUUUCUGACCACCUGGUAGUUGCUUCUACCAUUGUGAGUAUGUAGUGCUUACCCUGACAAGUUUGUGGUAUUGGUCCAACAUGGUCAUUUCACUAGGCCUCACCUUAUUGGAAUCCUUUCCACAGCUUACUGUUCCAGAGGGACUUUAAUCACACAGCUUGCUUGAUUGCAGCACGUUCCACACUGCUGGGUGACCUUUGUGGUAGCCUUGAUGGGCAGGUCCAUCCCUCAAUCAAGAGCCCAUCUGUGUGUGGCAUCUCUCCACAGAUACCCUGAUACUUCAUGGACCUAUCAAGCCACGGGCAGCUCCUAGUCCAAGGAGAGCCACUUCAAUUUUUGAAACCCAGUCUACCUGCUUAUUUUUCUGGUAUUCUUCAGAGGUUCGUUUCUUGAGUAUGUGAGCAUCUGUGUGCUGUACUUUUACAACAGUGUUUUCUGCUUGGACAGCAAUGUCUUGUAUGUCUUAUCACAGUGCAACAGCCCAGAUGAGUUCAUCUCUGCACCACUACUGUUCUGCUUCCAUUGCUGUAGCCACUCCCACAGGGUAUUUGGCACAAUCCAUGACCCAUUGUAGAGUAGUGUCCACUUUCUUCUUUUGGCAAUUUUUAGGUCCAGUUGGAUGUCUUUUACCUCUGCAAAUAUGUUCAACUUGCCUUCUCCUUCAGUGCCUUCCUCAUCUCGUCAUGUUGGACUCUAUACAGCAGCUUUCUACUUCUGAUGGGUUCCUGCAACAUCAACAGGAUCCAGCAGAGAACGAAACAUGCAAUUUCUGUCUCUUCUGUUUUUGUAGUGCUCUAGAGCUCAGGGUGUAUUUUCAUUCAAAUAUUCCAUUGGUUUUUUUUAUGAUUCUGCACUUCAGAGAUGAAAUUCAAAACCAUCACAAGCAUGACAGGCACCUGUCCACAUUCUCUCACCCAUCACCACACUGCCUUCGGGCAGAUACCUGGUGGUAUUCUUAACUGAUUUUUUAAUCCUAGGAAGAAACAGAAACACAUGGAGACCUAGUAAUAAGAGCAUGUUGGUUUCAUCAACAAAAAGAACUCUCCACACCAAAAUCAACCUGGUAAUGUGGACAAUUUACACAUACUCCACCCCUCAUCCCAUUACCACAUUACUACCUCACAUAUUCUUCACAGCUAUUACAUCAUAAAUUCUUCUCUGUUACUUAGUCAAUGUCCAGUCUGUGUUUUGCCCUUUACUUCUCUGCGUUAUCAUUCUUAUAUUUAAUUCCUUGAGCCCAAAGUGGAUGCCACAGAGGACAGAGGUGGUUUCAGAUUGAUGGGCAGCCUCUCUCAUUCCAGCUCCUCAAAGGAAAAGGGGAGAAAAUAUGAUGAAAUACAAAAGGUUCAUAGGUUGAGAUAAGGAUAAUGUAAUUAAGGGGGAAAGAAAGAGAAAUACAAUAAUUUUUUUUUUUUUUUUCAAAGAAAAACAAGGAAAAGCCAUGUGGAAGUAAAGAGAGGGAAAAUAGUUAUUCUCUAUGACCUGUCACCAAAAGAUGUUUGGAAAAAUCUUGUAACACAGGACUUCAUUGCACAUAGCAGUUAUUUGGGAGCGCAGAUGUUUUCAUAACAGAGCUCUCCUCCUUUCCUCUUCCCACUUUCAAUGCUGAGCCAUGGUAUGGAAUAUUUCUUUGGUUGGUUUAGGCCAGCUGCUCUGACAAUGUCUUCUCCUCACCUCUUGACUAUCCCUGGCCUGCUGGCUUUUGGGGUACUGAAGAGAGUCUUAAUAAUGGCCCAGUGCUGUGCAGCAGCAGCCAAACCAUUGGUGUGAUAUCAACACUGUUCUUGCUACAGCUCAGAACACUCGUGUGGAGAACGUUAACUCCAAGCCAACCAGACCCAGUUCUGAGGGAGUAAGAAUUUUCAAGCUAUUCUAUCUUCCUUUGUGAGUAAUAGACUUGAGUUCAAGGAAGAAAGACGCAAAGGGCAAACUUCCAAUUUUGUCUACAAGUAGCAGAACAGCUUGCCUGGGGAGUCUGUGUGGUGCCCACUGGAAGAUUUGCAAUGUCAGAUGAAACAUCUGCAGGAACCCCAGAGGUACAGAUGAGUGUGUCUGAGGAGGGGGAAUGGGUAUGUAAAUCUGAGAGGACCCCUCAAGCAUGGUGAUUGUAGAGUUGGUUGUAGCAGGGAACAGGCAUGCGGCCGUAAUGACUGGAGUCAUUUUUACCUUUUGCCCCAUCCUUUAACUGAAUUGCUCACUAGUUUUAUCUUUGUAUCUCUUUCAUGAAGAUUAAAUACUUUUUUGGUGUG
Phasianus colchicus (ring-necked pheasant) is the source of this 8414-nucleotide messenger RNA. It is a transcript of the gene NOL10, whose product is annotated as nucleolar protein 10. The record is from RefSeq and is a predicted model, not a curated record. Gene Ontology annotation, cellular component: 90S preribosome; small-subunit processome; nucleolus. Gene Ontology annotation, biological process: maturation of SSU-rRNA from tricistronic rRNA transcript (SSU-rRNA, 5.8S rRNA, LSU-rRNA). Lineage: Eukaryota; Metazoa; Chordata; Aves; Galliformes; Phasianidae. Gene Ontology annotation, molecular function: protein binding.